CGCAAUAAACACGCUGAUCCUGCGGAAAGUCCAAGCCGCGCGUCGGCUACCGCCGGCUUUAAUAACUCUCCGGCAGCUGUAGCAAGUCCUGGCAGGACCAUGGAGGACUUCCUACAGAAUACCAUCAAGGAGUGCGGUACUUUCAAGGCGACCCACGUCAAACAGACUGCACAGGAGGCAUACGAUCUCCUUUGCUCCCAAAACAGCUUGUUGCGUACCCCAUCUCAUGAGCUUCGCGCGGCGUGCUUCAAACCGAUCAAAGGAUGCCUUGAAUCCAAAAAGUCGAAACUGCUUUCAUUAGGUCUGAGUGGACUCGCUAAAAUUAUUCGAGAUGAGCGCUUCCAAGCCGGAAGUGAACCGGAAGAUGAUUCUCUCUGGCUGCCAUCGCAACUUUUACACGCCACUUCGUCCAUGUUGACGCAAUGCGAUGACACACAAGUACACAUUCUGCGAUGUAUCCUUUCCAUGGCCUGCGCAUCCAGUUGGGCAUUAAAUGGAAGACUGGUCAUGUUGCUGGUGGGACGGUGUGGAGAAGCUUAUGAAUGUGGUACGCAGCCAGUAAGAGCCGCCGCUCAAGCUGCCGCCAGCCAAACUUUAACAGCUUUUUGCACUUUUCUUGACGAAGAAUGCCAGGAAAUCCUUCAGCAACAAGCAAAGCAUCGUAACUCCGGAAGCAGUGCCGAAAUGGUUUACAAUAAGACUUCGGCAGUGGCGUGUUUCAACGAGGCAAUCCCUGUCAUGCAAUACAUUUGCUCUAAACUAGAAGAAAUGAAAAUUGUUCCAAAGUCCAACGAAGUAAUUGUAUUCCUAUUGGAAUGCUUGUUGACUUUAGUAGGAGCGCUUCCUCCUUCGGUACAUUCUAACACCCACUUCACCACGUUUUUAUGGCAAAGGUUCUGUCCAGCCCUGCUUGCCCUGCUAGGAGCACCAGGAGAUUCAAAUGAUCCAGGUCUAUCCACGCAUCAAGCAAAAAUCGUAUACAGUAUUGGGAUUCAAGUGGUACGUCUAGUUGGCCGUGAACGUGCUUUGCGUCCGGUUCUGGAAGCACUUUUUCAUCGAAUGCUCCUGUUACCUGCGCCUUCAAAACGUUUGGAACCAUUACGUGCGGCCAAAGAACUUUUGCGGUCCCCCGGACGUCUUGCUGAUUUGUUAUUACUAACAGGACCUAUUUAUCGCCAUGCUGGAGAUGACAUGGCCAUAAUACGAUUGAUUAUGGACUCCAUAGAAGAAUCAGCAGCUUGUUUAGAUGUGGGUGUGCUCUUGGCAAGCGUUGAGUGUGUUUGUGCUCUUCUCGGAUCACUUGAAGCAAUGUGCGCUACAGGAGAAGGUAUGGACGCUGAAGCUGCCGAAGUAGCCAAUGGACGCUAUGUCACACUUGAUCAAGCUGACUACACAGGACCACUGACGUACCAGUCGUUGGCACGUUUACCAAAACCGUAUCGAGAUGUAGUAGCUAAUUUGAAAUACGCGAGUGAUUCGGAAGAAAGUUCUGGAAUUGAGAGAGGUGGACGUGAUGUAGAUGAUGGAGACGAUAGCGAUGCUUCCGGUGCAACUGAAGGUCCCGAAGAGUACGACGCAGGAGGUGAUGACGAUGAUGAAGAUGACAGCAUCAUGGACGAUGAGAGUUUCCUCACAAACCAACAACUACAAAAAUUGCAUAACAUCCCAAAAAGUCUUCACUUAGGACGCACUGGUAUUGAUGAGUGCAACACAGACAUGGAGCGUCACAAUGCCCGUCACUUUGUUAAAACGCUUCAAAAUAUCCUGCUUCCAAAUUUGCUUACACUUAGAUCAUCAAUUCAGAUUGAUGAGGUGCUUCAAGAGUUUGCAUCAAAAUGUUGCGAACACAACGCUGCUCAAGCUUACGACAUGGUAACCCCGAUAGUAAAUGCCGAUGGUAUAUAUCUCGCAACAUACGCAGCGCUACUUUUGAACUUGCGACUUAUUCGCAAAGGGCACUACCGCAAUCAGAAUCAUUCACAAACGGAUGUGGCCCCAGGGGAAACUGAUUCACCUACAGUAAUCAUGACAGAGGCGCAAUUCGUUGAUGAGAUACAUGGUAGCGGAGUGCUGGUAUAUGUAUCUGCUACUUGGCUCUGCGAAUUGUAUCAAAACGUCCUUGCCAAGUCACUUUUAGAACUAGCAGGGUACGAUUCUAAGAGUUCGCAACAACCAGCGUUAAUAAGCUUGUUAACAGAUGUGGGUGGAUUAUGCCCCAGCCAACAGCUCACCGACUGGCAAAAACUACAACGUGUGCACCAAGGACAAACGGAAACAUCUUCUGAAGCAGAGGCUGGUGUUAAAUUAGCGCGGCGCGUCCUCACCUGCUGCUGGCAGUCGGUGGUGGCCGUGUUAAGCGCUGGCCUUGGAGAGCCUACACCAGCAACUUCGGCAACUGGUGCAGCAACCACAUCUUCUCUGGGACGACUGGUUGCACGCCGGGGACGACAAAAGUUAAAACAACGUCUGCGAGAUGAUGUUAUAACCGCCAGUUUAGAAGGAUUACAGAAAGCUGCAAGUUUGAGUAACACCCUCAAGUUGCAAACACGCAGCAGUAGUAUUCUGGGCUUGUUAUCAUCAUCCGCGUGUUCUCAAUCUCCUUCAAUGCCCGGGACCACCACAGGUCCUAAAUUACUAGCGGCUCAUGCACUUUCGUUAGACGUACUGCUUUCGAAAGGACUGGAUCUGGCGGUUCAUAGUCAGCAGUGCUGGGCCCAUGUGUUUGCUGCUUGUGUGGCAGUAUCCGCUCUGGAACACGCACUGUUCAGUAGGACUGGCGCUGCCCAGUUGCUUAUGGUAACAGCACAGAGCAAACAGAAGCAGAAUCAGGUCACUUCUACAACAUACAACACCAGUAGCAACGGACCUGACGAUAAAUCAGAGAAAAAUUGUCUUGAAGAAGAGACGGUUGACGUAUACAGUUUCCUGCAGACCAACAAUCCUUUCUAUAACGGUAACGUUCCCCAGAACGGAAAUAAUUCUACGCCUUCCUCAUCAGAGACGACAGUAGCGGAAAUUGUGGAACGGUCGGGUGUUCUAAAUACUUCCCGCGGUAGUGGUCUCCUUGCCGGUGUACACGCAGCUAAAGUCUGCUGUGUGUUAUCUUCGAAAGCAGACGAGUUGUUCCACAACGCGUCCCAACGUCUCUCUUUACCUGCUCUUUUAAAAUUCCUCACGGAACUCUGCAAAGCAUCUCACCUUCAACUUUUCUCAACACACGCUUCCUUAGGUGUCUACGCACCAUCUCAAACCCACUCCAAUUUUGGAUUUCUGGGCACACGUCGUCCUUGGUGGCGUCGUACCUCGAAAGAACCAUCUCACAAACCUCCAGUUUCCUUGCUUCUGUUUCGAAUUGGAGAGGUAACGCUAAAGUGUAUCCGCUCUGGACGUCCGUUGAUUCAUACCAUGAAGAUCUGGUCUAUCGUUGGUCCUCACUUCAUGGAAGCCGCUUGCCAUAAAGACCGUGAAGUCUCCAAGAAAGCCAUUGCUGCUAUUCACGAUGUUAUCACGUGCGUACUCAACGACCAGUCGGAACUACCGCACUUCCACUUUAACGAGGCGCUGUUUAAACCUUUCGAGAAUCUCCUAUGUCUUGAGAUUUGUGACCAGGACGUUUUGGACCAAAUUGUUGCUUCACUUUGCGAGUUUGUUGAAGCAAACUCUUCGGAAAUCAAUUCGGGAUGGCGACCUUUAUUUGCAACUCUUCGCAACACAGCUUCCACAUGGGGAGGUCCCACCCAGCCCUUGCAAAUGGGAGGAUCUGCUGGCAACGCAAUUUUGGAUAUCUUCUACAUUUUUCUUCAAACUGAUAAUACUCUAGUGUUUGCAAACGCAGCUUUAGAUUAUAUCCUGUGUCUUUUGGCACAUGUUAAAGUUGCCGCAACUCUUGCAAGCGUAGACGCUGAUGACCACUUGGAAAAAUCGCAAGACAUGUUGGGUAGAAAGAAGCUCGACGUAUCAAUGUCCCAAGAAUGCUUGAAGCUGAUAGAAAGCUGUUCGAAAAUCCUAGCCGCAAUGUACACCAUGCCUAAAUGUCCGCGAUUCAACCUGACACAUCGGAUGAGUAUUGAAACAGCUCCGCAGAUUGUAGACACGUGUCUGCCAAAUGACACUAUUCAGAACUGCUCAAAGUUGUUAUGCACCGAAGAUACCAACGGUAAUCCCAGCAUAAAUUUACAGUCUUGUCCUGUGAGUUAUAAGCUCCUCUCGUUGGAGGAAGACUUAAAGGCACAGAUUAGUCUGAGGGAAAUGGAUGCUCAGAAAGGCAGUAAUGGUCUGCUCAAGGUAUGGUACAUUUUGCUGGAAGGACUUACAGCUAAUCUACAUUUGGCGGGUCCAAAUGGCGCCGUGCAAGGAGUCCAGGGCGGCCAAGCAGAAAUGCUAUUCAAGAUCCUGAAAAGUAUUCUUCCCAUUAGGAAUUUUGCUUUUUACUGCGUGAAUCAUCUCCUGCUGCCCACAAUGCAGAUAUGGCUCCGGCGAAAUGUAAAAACCAUGACCACUAUCCCACCCACAGAACCAACUAGUCCUAAUUCACGAACAAACAUCUCAAAACACCAAAAUUCGGAAAGUAUUUGGUUGCACUUUAAGCAUUGCAUUGGCAUGACAGUUGAGCUGGUAGUUGAGUACCUCUCUGUCGCUUCAAGCUUUUCCAUGGAACGAGAUCAUACUAAUCUCCAAUCAAACACCGGUGGCUCUUGUAUAGAUCUGGCUCUAAAGCAACUCCUUAUUCUACUGAUUGAAAUUAUCUCCACAGAAGAAGAAGGUGUUGCUCGACUGGGUGUGUCCUGCGUACGACAUUUACUUCUUGCUCUGGGUCAAAAUCUCACAAGCCGACAGUGGGAAAUUCUGACCCUUGCCAUUCAUCGGGCUUGUACGGUUACCCUUGGUCCUCUGACCCAGCUAACCAGAGCAUUCAAAGCACACAGUGACAGUUUUUAUGGUGAUCUGGCAACAGUAAAAGUUGCUGCCCGCAAAGCAAAUGACAACCUGCCCAAGGUGUACGAACUAGGCUCCCAAGUCUUUCUGAUGACCUCACAACGCAGCACAAAUUAUUAUCCGCAGCAUUUAGAUAAUAGAGCCACUUUUGCACAUGCGCAGAACAACAACGCGCCACAGGGUAAAAUAUCACAAAGUUUCGUAAAGUUGCACCAGGGUCAAAACCUGAACGCACCCACAGUCGCAAACGCAGUCAAAACGUAUCAGAAUGCAUCACCUAGCAUACCCGCUGAUGAUACAUGUGUACCAGCAGACGAUAGGUCAUAUGUAUUUCUUUUAUACCCCAUGGAUAUGGCCGCGGUGACCUCCCCCGAUCUAUUCACAUUGAGGGUGCCUUUUAAAAAUCUAGUAGUUGGACUGUUGGCGCACCAACUGCUGAUGCAAACCAUCAGCAGUGCACUCUUGCAAAAUCUGCGCCAUGUCACUCCAAUUCUACAAAUAUUACACGUCACCUCCAAUCUAGGUGGUACCCUACGUCGGGUAGACGCACGUCAUAUCUAUCUGCUGCUAAAAUGUCUCGAGGUAACCAACGAACGAGCAAGGGAAUUCGACCUACGUCCUGGACUCAAGUUCCUCGUGCAAAAAGUGGGCAACUUACCACGAGCUGCAAACCUGUACACCCUGGCAAAUACAAGUGAAGUAGUACAAAUAAUUGUUCUAGUGGAGCUAGCUCUGGAUGGUAUCGACAAAUACCAUCUUACAUCUGGAGAAAUCAAGAAGCUACUUGAAACAGACGUAGCAGAUAAAGAAGGUCGCCUGUACACUGACCUGGACUACGUAGAGGAGUUCUUAAGACAGUUACGAAGGAAGUGGGAAACUUUAUGUGAGAGUUACGCACGGCUCACUUUUGCUGGAGAUGAUGACGACCAGGAGGGAGAUCACGGCCGAGACGAAGAUCUAGAGGAAGAACAAGAAGAAGAGGGUACCAAACGACGCAGCAGUCUUAGUUCAAGUGAUUCAUGUGCUAGUUAUCUAGAAAAAGAUGUCCUCCCUGAUUAUCAUCCCCGUGAUGACACGUGGGAAGAUAAAAUCCUUACAUCCACCGAUGAUGAGACCAAUGAAAUGGCAGCGAAGAUCAAGAAACCUACGGUAGCUCCGUUGCCACCAUCUUCAACUCCGCCGAAGUUAUCCUAUGAUACAAACACAUUACUGCAGAUGACGUUGCGGCAUCAGUCAUCGCAGUUUCUGUCGGCUCCGUUCAUCACGUCACAAAUAUCAUCUUCAACUGUGGCGAAGAACGUUCUGGAGACCAAACAAAAACGAACAAAUCCGUUUGAUAUGCCUAGCGCAACUAAUGCAUUGCCGCCUCCUCAACCAGUUCCCCCAGAGAUCCAGCAACAAAGAUCCCAUUCAAUUGAAGAAGAUUUUGAUGCUUUCCGACAAACAAGGAUCGAGACGAUGGAAGCUUGCCUUGAGCUUUUAUCGUCACUCUCGGCUCAGAAACUGGCACCGUUGGCGGCAAUUUUGAAAGACGGAGCUGUGGUCCUGGCUCAGACGGGCACCACCAAAGAGGAUAAGGUAAAACGCACUGCUGAGGAUGUCCUGAAGAGGAUGAACUUACAAUUCGAUGUAUAAAUGUAUAAAUGUUUGGAUAUAAUAAAUCGCUGUGUAAGACAA
This is a messenger RNA of Dalotia coriaria, 6612 nucleotides long. Its product is annotated as brefeldin A-inhibited guanine nucleotide-exchange protein 3. Lineage: Eukaryota; Metazoa; Arthropoda; Insecta; Coleoptera; Staphylinidae. The coding region runs from base 100 to 6570 and encodes 2156 amino acids. Gene Ontology annotation, biological process: regulation of ARF protein signal transduction. The transcript has 11 exons. Gene Ontology annotation, molecular function: guanyl-nucleotide exchange factor activity. The record is from RefSeq and is a predicted model, not a curated record.